Messenger RNA from Vigna unguiculata (cowpea), 4434 nucleotides. RefSeq names its product putative disease resistance RPP13-like protein 1. Gene Ontology annotation, molecular function: ADP binding; protein binding. NCBI's taxonomy places the organism in Eukaryota, Viridiplantae, Streptophyta, Magnoliopsida, Fabales, Fabaceae. The record is from RefSeq and is a predicted model, not a curated record.
CAACACUGUCACUGUCUAAACAAAGAAAAAUUAGAAAUUAGAACACUGUAUAAACUGAACUCAAUUAUGCAAGUAAUCUUAUUUGUGUGCUUAAAAAGUGUCAACAAUAGCUACAGAAGUGAAGCCAUUGUGAAGAAAACAGAUCUCACCAUAACUCGGCUAUACUUUCACUCCAAUUUUCACAAUCUUUCUUUUCUUUGAUUUGGUCACUUCCUUUCCAACCAUGCCGGUCCUAGAAACACUUGGUGGUGCUCUUUUUGGUGCUGUACUUCAGGUGCUAUUUCACAAGCUGGAUUCUCAUCAAGUUUUGGACUAUUUUCGUGGGAGAAAACUCAAUGAGAAGCUGCUGAAAAAUUUGAGGAGGAAGUUGGUGUCCAUCAAUGCGGUGGUUGAUCAUGCAGAACAAAAGAAGUUCAGAAAUGCAUAUGUUAAAACGUGGCUUGAUGACGUCAGAGACGUGUUGCUUGACACAGAGGAUCUGCUUGAUGAAAUACACUAUGAAUUCUUGAAAAGUGAGUCAGAACUUGAAUACCAGAGCAGUGCUAUCAAGGUACGCAGUUUUGAAUGCAAGCUCAAAGAAGUCCUUGAUGACCUUGAAUUUCUUUUAAACCAAAAGGAUGAUUUAGGUCUGAAAAAUGUAUGUGGUGUCGUAUCCGAAUUGGGUAAUAAACUGUUAGAGGGAAAAAAUGAAUCCUCAUCGUUAGUGGUUGAAGAUAUUAUUUAUGGAAGAGAUGAGGACAAAGAAAUUAUCCUUAAUUGGCUGACUUCAGAUAAUGGCAAUCGUAACCAUCUGUCAAUACUUGCUAUUGUGGGUAUGGGUGGGAUGGGUAAGACCACACUUGCCCAACAUGUAUACAAUGACCCAAAGAUGAAGGAAGUUGGAUUUGAUGAAAAAGCUUGGGUUUGUGUUUCUGAUGAAUUUGAUGUUUUGAAAGUAUCAAAAGCCAUUAUUGGGGCUUUCACAAAAUCAAGAGAUGACAGUGAAGACAUAGAAAUGGUUCAUGGAAAAUUGAAAGAAAAAUUGACAGGAAGGAAGUUUCUUUUGGUUCUGGAUGAUGUUUGGAACGAAGACAGAAACCAAUGGAAAACAUUGCAAACACCUCUUCGAUAUGGAGCUAAAGGAAGUAAAGUUCUUGUCACAACACGCAGUAACAAAGUGGCUUCUAUCAUGCAGUCAAGCUCCGUACACCAACUAAAGCAAUUACAAAAAUAUUACAGUUGGCAAGUAUUUGCUAAACAUGCAUUGCAAGAUGAUAACUCUACGUUGAGUUGUGAGUUGGAAGAGAUUGGUACGAAGAUAGUUGAGAAGUGCAAAGGAAUGCCUCUAGCCCUUGAAACACUGGGAUGUCUUUUACGCACAAAGUCUUCUGUUUCAGAGUGGGAAGGUGUAUUGACAAGCGAGAUAUGGGACUUAUCCAUAGAAGAUAGUAAAAUCAUCCCUGCUUUGUUGUUGAGUUAUUACCAUCUUCCUUCUCAUCUCAAGAGAUGUUUCGCUUACUGUGCGUUAUUUCCCAAAGACCAUAAGUUUGACAGGGAGACCUUAAUUCAAUUAUGGAUGGCCGAGAGUUUUCUACAAUGCUCUCGGCAAAGCAAGUGUGCAGAAGAAGUAGGUGAACAGUACUUCAAUGAUUUGUUAUCAAGGUCAUUCUUUCAACAAUCAAUUAAUGACAAUGAAACAUGUUUUGUCAUGCACGACCUUCAUAAUGAUUUGGCAAAAUAUGUUUGUGGUGAAAUCUGCUUCAGGUUGGGAGUUGAUAGAGCAGAAAGAGUGCCAAAGACAACCCGUCACUUUUCAACUGUAAUCGAUCCUGUUCAAGAUCGUAAGAGUUUAUGUGAUGCUAAAGGGCUACGAACGUUUAUAUCCUUUUCGGCGGAUUGUGAGAUAUCAAUACAAGAGUUGGUCUCAAACUUUAAGUUCUUAAGGGUCUUGUCUUUAUCUUGCUAUAAAGUAAAAGAGGUGUCUGACAUCAUAGGCAAUCUUAUACAUCUUCGUUCAUUAGACCUUUCAAACACAGGCAUAAAGAAACUUCCUGACUCAACCUGUUCACUCUGUAACUUGCAAGUAUUGAAGCUGAACAAUUGUUUCAAUUUGCAGGAGUUGCCAUCGAGUUUGCAUAAACUCACCAAUUUGCGCCGCUUUGAACUUGUGGGAACUACUUUAAGAAAAGCUCCAAUUCUUUUAGGAAAAUUGAAGAAUCUUCAAGUAUGGAUGGGUAGGUUUGAUGUUGGCAAAAACAGUCAAUUUGGUAUUCAAUUAGGAGAACUUGAUCUUUAUGGACAGUUGUCUAUUAGAAAUCUUGAAAAUAUUAUGAAUCCCUAUGAUGCAUUGGCAGCAGAUUUGAAGAAUAAAACACAUCUUGUGGCGCUAUAUUUAGAAUGGAGUUUGAGGCGGAACAAUGAGGAUUCAAUAAAAGAAAGAGAAGUACUUGAGAAUCUGCAACCUUCGAGACAUUUGAAGCAUUUGUUAAUCGAUGGCUAUGGUGGCACACAUUUUCCACGUUGGUUAUCUGAUAAUUCUCUAUCAAAUGUGGAGUCCUUAACCUUGAAUAACUGCAGAUACUGUCAACGGUUGCCUUCCCUUGGACUGUUGACAUUUCUCAAGCACUUGACAAUCCGUGGCCUUGAUUGGUUAGUGAGGAUAGAUGCUGAUUUCUACGGAAAUAGUUGUUCUGCAUUUGCAUCCUUGGAAACGUUGAGCUUUAUUGAUAUGAAGGAAUGGGAAGAAUGGGAAUGCAUGACGGGUGCUUUUCUAAGUCUUCAACAUCUUUCUGUGACGAACUGUCCCAAAUUGAAAGGGCACUUGCCAGAGCAACUUUCUCAUUUAAAGAUACUAACUAUUGAUCAAUGCGAACAAAUUGAGGCUUCGAUCCCCAAGGGUGUAGAAAUUGAAGAUGUGAAGAUGGAGGCUUCUUCAUUUGAUAUGAUAGGGCCCCUAGUAUUUGAUACUCCUCUUGAAUCCUUAAGUAUUUAUUCUUGUCCGGGCAUAAACAUGCCCUUAAACCAUUGGUACUCUUUGCUUGUAGAAUUGGAUAUCAGUGAAAGCUGUGACUCUCUCACGAACUUCCCUCUAGACAUUUUUCCAAAACUUUGCGACCUUUGUUUAAACGAGUGUCAUAACCUACAGAUGAUAUCGCAGGGGCACCCUCAUAGUCAUUUGAAGAGUCUGACAAUUCAAAACUGCUAUAAAUUUGAAUCAUUUCCCUGUGAAGGAUUAUUUGCAACGCAGCUAGAGAGCUUUUGUAUUGAAGAAUUAGACAGAUUGAAAUCAAUGCCGAGAUUCAUGUCUGUGCUCCUUCCAUCUCUUAAUUAUUUGUCCAUACGUGAUUGUCCAGGAGUGGAGUUCUCUGACGGAUGUUUGCCAUCAAAUCUAAAAGAAAUGCGUCUCUUCAACUGCUCCAAACUUGUUGCCUCACUAAAGGGUGUUUGGGGAACCAACCCUUCUCUAAAAUCCUUGUAUAUUCGUGAAGUGGAUGUGGAGUUUUUUCAGAGUGAAGGUUUUCUCCCACUUUCUCUUACUAAUUUGGAGAUAUAUGAUUGCCCAAAUCUUAAGAAACUCGACUACGAGGCUCUCUCUCCCCUCUCUUCUCUUGAGAAAUUGGAUAUUGUGAAUUGCCCCAGCCUCCAUUGCUUGCCAGAGGAAGGUUUGCCCAAAUCCAUUUUAGAACUCGGAAUCAAAAGUUGUCCGUUGCUCAAACAGCGGUGCAAGAAAGAAGAAGGUGAAGACUGGGCAAAGAUUGCUCAUAUUAAAACCAUAUGGGUUGAUUUUGAACAAGUAAACAUAGAAGACGAAGCACGAGUUGGAAAAUACUAAGGCACCAAUUCUCAUAUGCCUACAUUUUCAACAGGACACAACAAAAAUGUUUGAGACUCAUCAAACUCAAAUGUUCUUUCCGCAGGACAAAUUCAACCCCGAAAAUCCUUGAAAAUAAGUGUUUCUCUAGUUUGUUUUAGACAUUUGUUUGUUUUAGACAACCAAUAAUUUUCUAAUUAAUUUAAUUGAUGGAAUUUUCUAAAUGUUAAUGUAUUUUGUUUUUAGUUUUUCUUGAUUGAGUGUAGGUUAGAUAUUUUCAAAAUUGGUUUCUUCACCUCAAAGGAUUCUGAAGACUGAAGCAUCAAAACCAAUGUAUGGUGGCAAGGAUGCUCUGUUUUAUUAAUCCCAUUAAAUGUUGCUACCAUGGAGUAAUCGAGUGUGUAUAUAUAAGAGUUUAUUUCGAGGGAAGUGUAAUUAAGGUUAUAAAUAGGGUUUAAUAAAGGUAGAAAACAUUUUUUUAUUGUAACAAGAGGAAAUUCUGAGGUAACAGAGUCAGAUUAUUCAAACAAUCCGGGUGAUUUUGUCUUCUAGUCUUGUUGCUUUUGAAAGCAUCAAACGGAAGAGGUUUGUAUGAAAGUUUCCAUUACCUUAGAAAAAUGUUAGAGACAGUAACAUCAUUUAAC